Cloeon dipterum is the source of this 787-nucleotide messenger RNA. Its product is annotated as peptidoglycan-recognition protein SC1a-like. The record is from RefSeq and is a predicted model, not a curated record. The transcript is spliced from 3 exons. Gene Ontology annotation, biological process: peptidoglycan catabolic process; innate immune response. NCBI's taxonomy places the organism in Eukaryota, Metazoa, Arthropoda, Insecta, Ephemeroptera, Baetidae. Gene Ontology annotation, molecular function: zinc ion binding; peptidoglycan binding; N-acetylmuramoyl-L-alanine amidase activity.
AUGAAAAAGCAACUGAUAGUAUUUCUGACCUUUUUCGUCACCAGCCUCUUUGAAGCUUCAGGAUGUCCUCUGGUUAUCAGUCGCGCCCAAUGGGGCGCCCGACCCACCAAGUGGACCACGAAUCGCAAAGUGCCCGUGCCAUUUGUGGUGAUCCAUCACAGCGCUGGAAGCGAGUGCUCUAACCAAGGUAGAUGCUCUUCUGUUGUUCGCAGCAUCCAAAACUAUCACAUGGAUGCCAAUAAAUGGGGCGACAUUGGCUACAACUUCUAAAUCGGCGGCGAUGGAAGCGUGUAUGAGGGACGCGGGUGGCACCGAGUUGGUGCGCACGCAAUCAACUACAAUACUAACGGCGUUGGUAUCUGCUUCUUGGGGAAUUUCCAAGGGAGAGCACCAACUGCUUCUGCGAUUGCGUCUGCGAAGCGACUGAUAGAGUGCGGGGUCAAAACGAAGAAAAUUUCGGACAGAUACAAGUUGAUCGGCCACAGACAGGCAAACCCAACUGCUUGUCCUGGAAACACUCUGUACAAUCUAAUUACAAAAUGGAAAUAUUGGACAAAAAAGCCUUAAAGGUAUAAUUUGGAAAAUUGAAAGAAAAUAUUGUUGCGCAUGUUAUAACGAUAAAUAAUGAAGUUUUAUAAUAAACGUGAAAAAGACAUUUGAUAUUUUUCACACGCUUCCCUGUUUUUAUUGUGAGCAAUUUUGGUGAAUGGAUGCAAACCAAGUGAUUUGCUACAUGAAUAAUUUAAAGACCCAUUUUCUCAACUAUGGGAAACAUAAACAUUCGCUC